This is a messenger RNA of Brassica oleracea var. oleracea, 768 nucleotides long. RefSeq lists its product as uncharacterized. The record is from RefSeq and is a predicted model, not a curated record. NCBI's taxonomy places the organism in Eukaryota, Viridiplantae, Streptophyta, Magnoliopsida, Brassicales, Brassicaceae. The transcript has 3 exons. The coding region runs from base 1 to 768 and encodes 255 amino acids.
AUGGCUCAGUUUAGACCCAUUAGCUUGUGCAGCGUCAGCUACAAGAUAAUCUCUAAGGUGUUAUGCCAGAGAUUAAAGAAAGUGCUACCAUGCUUGAUAUCGGAAACCCAAUCAGCUUUUAUUGCUGGGAGACCGAUUUCAGACAACAUUAUGAUUGCUCAAGAUAUGUUCCACGCUCUGAGAACUAAACCAAGUGGACGCAGUAAAAGGAUGACCAUCAAGACAGACAUGAACAAAGCAUAUGACAUGAUGGAAUGGUCAUUUAUUGAAGCAGUCAUGCGCAAGAUGGGUUUCUCAGAAACAUGGAUCACCUGGAUAAUGCGAUGCAUUACGUCAGUGAAAUAUAAGGUGGAGUCUCGUGAAUGUGAAGAAGUAAUGAAAGUAGUCAGGAAAUAUGGUGAAUCAUCAGGUCAAUGCAUCAACUUUGAUAAAUCGUCCUUACUCUUUGGUAAGCGGAUCAAUGCAGCCACUAGACAAGAGAUUAAAGAUGCACUGAGAAUACAAAAUGAAGGCGGAAUGGGAACCUACUUAGGCAUCCCAGAGGACAUAAGUGGCUCCAAGUGUAAGCUCUUUGCAUUUCUAAAGGAUAAAUUGAUGCAUAGAGUGAAUGAAUGGACAUGCAGAUGGCUCUCAAAAGGAGGAAAUGAAGUGCUAAUUAAAUCCAUCAUGCUCGCUCUCCCGACAUACGGUCUUGAGAGGAAGAUAUUACCGAUUGAGCUCUCCACUGAGAGUAAACUCGACCAGUAUCCCAUCAUAUGUGUGGACUAG